This is a messenger RNA of Quercus lobata, 903 nucleotides long. RefSeq lists its product as uncharacterized. Bases 1 to 903 code for a protein of 300 amino acids. Gene Ontology annotation, molecular function: nucleic acid binding; RNA-DNA hybrid ribonuclease activity. The record is from RefSeq and is a predicted model, not a curated record. NCBI's taxonomy places the organism in Eukaryota, Viridiplantae, Streptophyta, Magnoliopsida, Fagales, Fagaceae. The transcript has a single exon.
AUGAUGUGGGGGGCAUGCAGAAACUCUCUUCCCACAAAGCUCAAUUUGACUCGAAAAACUAUCAUAGAUAACUCAACAUGUGACCGUUGUUGUUCACACAUUGAGGACGCGUUGCAUGCUCUUUGGGGUUGUUCGGGUUUGGAUGAUGUUUGGGAUGGAGAAAGAUGGUGCUUUCGGACAAGGGAGUGGUUUGCUGACUUCAAGGAAUUAUGCAGAUGGAUAAUGGAACAUGGGAACUCACCUGAACUCUUUGCUGUACAAGUAUGGCAUAUAUGGCACCAGAGAAACCAAUUACGUUUACAGCAACCUUGCUGCCUCACAAAGGACUUGAAACAUGAUGCUCAAGCACGCUGGGAUGAGAUUAGAGCUAUCAAUCCACUGCCAAACCAGGUCAGACCUGGACCAAAGCCAAAAUGGAUAGCACCACCACCGAAUACAUACAAGAUAAAUUAUGAUGGAGCGGUUUUAGAUGAGGAGAAUAAAGCAGGGGUUGGAGUGGUAAUUAGGGACUGUAAUGGAGAGGUAAUUGCUUCCUUAAUUCAGCAAUUGGAUCAAGCUUUUCAACUCGUGAAAGUGGAGGCAAUUGCUGCGUGCAGAGCAGUGGAGUUUGGCAACGAAUUGGGUGUGGGCUGUGCUAUUGUGGAGGGUGAUUCAGUGGUGAUUGUUAAGGCUUUGAGGAACAAGGAUAAUGGUUUAACUUCUUUUGCACAUUUGAUAAAUGAUGUCUCUUUAUUUUCAAGUUUGUUUUCAGAAUUGUCGUACUCUCACAUUAGGAGAAAUGGCAACAAAGUUGCUCAUAGUUUAGCUAGGCUAGCUUUGAUCACACCAGAUUGUACCGUGUGGAUGAAGGAUGUUCCGUUUCGCACCUUACAUUUUGUUCAGGCUGAUUUGGUCACGCUUUAA